UCACUUUGAUAUGAACCGAAGAGCAGGGAGCAUAUUGGAGCAAACUUCAAUUCUACAGACUAAAAUCUGUCAGCAGCAGGACCAGUGCCAGUAAGAUGCAGCUACAACCGUGCUGACCAGUAGCAGCAGCCAGAAGAGUCACAACACUGAACAUCUGACACGCAGCCGAAUCGAUGCAAGUCUGGGUCAGUCUGUGAGCUGCUUCGGUGUGCGAUGUGUGGACCUGCCCUCCGCCUGUGUCUGCUGCUGUGGGUCGUAGGCGCAACAACACAAAGUCAGAUUACAGCUCCUGCCAGUCUGACUGCAGAGGCAGGACAUCCCAUUGUGCUUAGCUGCAACAUCACCACGGCGACGGGCGACACCGUUCGCCAAGUGCGCUGGCUCAACAAGCACUCCAAGUUGCUCCUGGCCUAUGAGCAAAGAGUGCCGGUCCGUAUCAGCUACCAGGAGCCCAACGUGAAGCUCACUGCCUCCAACAACAAUGGCAGCUACAUCACCAUCAAGAAGGUGCAUCCAGCUGACGAUGGCUGCUACCAAUGUGUGUUUGACGUUUUCCCCAGCGGGCAGAAAAAUGGCUCGACCUGCGUCAGCGUCACUGGUAAAGUGCACCUGGAAGGCAACAUAAACAAGACUGUCGUAAUCGGGAGGCCCGUCGUUCUGUCCUGCUGGUACAGCCUGGGUGAGAGGGUUCGCCAGGUGCUGUGGAGGAAGACGGCCGAGCAGGGGGACACCACCACGGUCGCCUCCUACGCCAAACACGGCCACCACGCAGAGGAGCUGUUCAAAGGUCGGGUCAGUCUGAGCCGAACUCUGGGAGAAACCAAACUGACCUUCAGUCAGGUCCGCAUGGAGGACGAGGCCUGCUACACCUGUGAGUUCCACGCCUUCCCAGAUGGCACCAGGAGCGCCACCACCUGCCUGUCCGUUUAUGUUUUACCUGAACCAGAGGUGGGCCACGUGACCUCACCCUCCGGAGUCACAGAGGCGAACUGCACCACUCAGUCGCGGCCUGCGGCGCACGUCACGUGGGACACCGGCGGUGACAACCGAACGCUCGGACCGCCCAUCUUGUCUCUGUACGAGCAGGGCGACGGCACGACGAUCGUGACGAGCACGCUGCUCUUUCAGUCAGGGCUGCUCAGUGAACAGUCGGUCAAGUGCGUCGUGCGACACCAGGGUUUGGAGAAAACCCUCACACUUCCCCUCAACUCAGACGCGCGUCCAGCCAUAAUUAUCCUCAUCUCGGUGUGCAGUGUGGCUUUGGUCCUCCUCCUGUGUCUGUGUGUGUGUCUCUGCAAGUCCUUCAUCUGUUCUGAUGACUGAUUUCAGGUCUGACGUCACCGCUGCUUUGAAGAAGAUCCAGCAGAGUUGGGAGCUCGACCCUGCUGCUCAGCACCGUGCCCUUCGGCUCAGCGUGCAGAGAAAGCUGCUGGUUCUGUUCCCAUGAAGGGGAAACACGCAGACAUACACAUGCUACUACGUAAAAAAUAACUAAAACGUUAUUUUAUUUAAUGCUAAAAAAUAAGCUGUAGAAGAGCUGCUGUUGAAAUCCUUCUGCCAGGACUUCAAACUGAAUCUUUGCCAAGAGGAACGACCAAGUUUUAAGGAUAAAAUGUUUUUCUGUAAA
Molecule: messenger RNA, 1627 nt
Organism: Nematolebias whitei (Rio pearlfish)
Lineage: Eukaryota; Metazoa; Chordata; Actinopteri; Cyprinodontiformes; Rivulidae
Product: poliovirus receptor homolog
Exons: 8
Coding region: 214-1323 (369 amino acids)
Molecular function (GO): cell-cell adhesion mediator activity
Source: RefSeq, a predicted model, not a curated record